AUUUUCUUCCACGAAUAUAAUUCUGAAAAUGGAAGUAUAAUUGUACUUAUUAACUUGGUGUUCUUAUUUACUGUUCUUCAAUAAGAUGUCUGCGCAAAGUUCAAUACAACAACAACAACCACCUCCUGCACCUCGUAGGAAGAGAUUUAUUCCUAAUUAUGAUGUGCCUGGUGUAUACAGAAUAACUCUUGGUGAUGAUACCCAACAACAAAUAGAAAUGGCAAUCGGCUUUCAAGUUAAUGCCCAGUAUCCAUGGAAAAUGGUGAGUAAAGCAAAGAUCAUGGAAAAUAUCAAUGUAGGCGUGGAACUUUCCGAAUUUUACCCCAUAAGGGAACAAAUUUCGGAAUAUCCCGAAGAAGAAAUACUCAUGGGUUACAUAGUAGAUGAAUCGAGUAAUAUUGAUGAGUUCUACGUAUGCUGUACAACAGAAGCAAGGGAUCAUUGUUUACAACAUUCUACAAAAUUUAUAAGACGCCAGGAAAAGAAAUUAGAAAAAGCAGUACAAAAGAAACCCAGGCCAUGGAUAAGUUUAGGAAGUGAAGUAGAAAUAACUGAAUUAGAAACAGUCAAUACCAGAAGUUUAAUAGAGUUGGAAAUAAAAGCCAAGUUUCCUACUGAGUAUGACCCUGAACAUUUUCAAGUUAGAGACACUGAAAAGGUAAGAGAUGGUAUCAUAGAGUUAACACCAUAUCGACAAAAGUUUAAUAAUGUUUAUGCAAAAAGAGUUGACUGUGGAUCUCAAAUUACAUUUCCUGUCUUUAAUAAUGUGGCACAAACGCAACUGAGAUAUCCACAAAACAAGUGGACCCAGUCUAUCGCUGAUGCUUUGGGUAAAAUAGGAGACAUCGAAGCAGGUGGUGAUGCAGGAAGAUUAUUUGAUGAUCUCGACGAGGAUGAUAGAAGUUCAGAUGACGAAAGUAACUUGAAAAAAGAGUCUUUCGACGAAGUAGGUUUAAUUGCCUAUAGGAAUGCAAUGAAACAGAUGCGUCGUAAGUCAUAUAUAAAAAAAGUCAAUAACUUUGUUUACUCUAAAUCAAAUGAACUAGAAUCUAUGGUAGAACUUAAUGCAGUAAUGGAUAUGUAUUAUAAUGAUUACCAAAACCUCGUUACUCAAAAACAUUUAGAUACACUUGGUACUAUGGCAUUCGAAGAGUACGUUUGCUUUACAGAUGUGAGAGCUAAAGAGAAAUAUGUAUCAUGUGCAACAUUUCAUUCUAUGUGGUCUGGUAUUGUGGCCAUUACCUAUGCAGAUGUAUCGCCAACCGUUAUGAAAACAAUUUCGUCGUCUGCGCCCUGUGAUGCAAUACAAAGAGCUGUCUACGGUUUGAACCCUGUUAUGAUUUGGAGCCACAUAGACAGUUUAAUACCGAAAUUAUACUUGGAAUCACCACGUGAAGUCAAAGUACUUUCAUUCUGCCCAUUUAAUGAAAAUAUUUUGAUUGGUGGUUUAAUUAAUGGACAAGUUUUGAUAUGGGAUCUAACUCAUAAACUAGAAAAUGUUGAAAAAAUAGAAGUGUUAAGCGAAACGAGAGAAAAAUACAGAAUUGCAAUGAAUGCGCAUAUGGGAUGGAUGAAACCAAUUCAGGACAGGGCAGUAGUAAGUGCUACUGUUUGUAGUAAUUUAAUGACUUGUCACUCGGCUCCCGUUACUGCCAUCAAAUGGGUGCCGCCAAAUUAUUUAGUUACACCCACUGGAAAAACCAUAAACGCACCGCGCGAUAAAUCACCAUUACAGUUUAUGACUAGCUCUGAAGAUGGAACAAUUUUAAUUUGGGACAUAUCAGUAGAUAGCACGUUAUUACUGAGUGCUAAGAAAAUAAAGAAAUCGAAGAGAGUUUUGCGUAGACCUUCAGCUUUACUUGUGGAUGUUUCACCACUUAAGGUGUUAGACCGCAUUUUGCAGCCGAUAUUUAAAGUAAUUAUAGGUGAAACAGGAAAAUCUUCGGUACAUUCUAUAAAGAGUUUUGCAGCAACACCACCAAGUGUUAAAUAUAUUUACACUCCCAAAAACAACGGAACUGGUAGAAAAUAUUUUACUUGUGAAAUUCAGCAAUUGGAAGAAAGAAGAAACGAUGUAUAUCUUGGUACGCAAGAUGGUGGACUAACACGUGCAACUUGGGAAGGACAUGAUUUUAAUACAGGUGAAGUAGUUAAUUCUGAGUACAGUGAGAUAAAAUUUAGUUCUCAUAUACACGAUGGACCUAUAGUAGCUACUCAUAAAAAUCCUAACAUGGAUUCUGUUACUUUGACUGUAGGAGGUAAAAUAUUCGCAAUUUGGUCUGACCAUUUAAUUGGUCGACCAAUAAUCUGGAAAAAGCGUCCAUAUCGCUUAACAGACGGAGUAUGGUCACAAUACAAACCAAGUGUAUUAUUUCUUGCUAAUUCUGAAGGGGCCCUUGAAAUUUGGGAUCUGGUUUUAAUAAGUGACAAACCUGUUUCUGUACAAACGCUCUCAGGAACUAUGCUAACAGGUGUUAGCUUACAUACAUUACCUUUAACUAAGAAUAUAUUAGGUGUCAGUGAUGUCAAUGGUUCGUUUAGAAUGUUCAUAUAUCCUCCUGUAUUUAUGUUGUCACAUCCAAAGUAUAUUGUUCGCAUGAAGGCUUUGGUUGAGCGAGAAUUGAAAGUUAUAAGAUCUUAUAUUAAAUGGCAGACCGAUUUUUUAAAAAAGCACCCAAGUAUUUUGUUGCACAUGAAACAAAAAGAAGGUUUAAUUCUAGCUGAAAAAGAAGAAGAAAGGCGAAGGUUGAAAGAAGAAUUAGAGAAAAAGGAAGAAGAAGAAAAUGAAGCCAGAAGAUUAGAGAGAUUGAAAUAUAUAGGACCUGAGGAAAGAUGGCAAAAAGUAAUUCAAAAGUUAAUAGAAAGAACAAUUGCAGUGAAAAAAAGAAUCAACAGAACAUUGUUAUUCGAACAAGAGAAACCUUUAAGAGAAUUAGAAGCACAGCGUUUGGUAAAAGAAAAGAGAAUGUUAGAAAUAAUGAAAAAUCAAAAAGCUAUUUUUAAUGACACUGUAGCUAUUCUUUUUCCCGAGGCAAUUCAGAAACCAUUCAAACCAAGAAAAAGUCUUCUUACAGAUAAUAAACCGACAUUAAAAAAAGAAUAUAUAGAAGAUUAUUACCAGAUAAGGGCAGCCUCGUUUAAAUUGGUGCAUAAAAAUCCCUUUAAAGUAAAAUUUUGUUGGGAAAGCACUCUCUCUGAGGGCAAAGAUAGAAGGGCUUCUUUAUUUGCGAAAAAAGACUAUGUAAGAAUGCAUUGGUCAAGGAUUGAAGAAGAAAUGAAAGGAAGUGAUGAACGGUUGGAAAUUAAGUCAUCUAAAUCAAAACAAGAAAGUAAAAUUAUCGGUAGUUCAGUAUCAAUGAAAAAGUCUUUGGUGGACAUAUAAAUUAGCAUUAAUUAUAUUUUAACAUGCUCGCAUCGUACGCAUCGAACGCAACGAAUUUUAGUUUGUCUUGUAUAAAAACUCAUACAACUACAUCCACUGAUCCACAUCGUACGGACUGCUCAUCGGCAAUACCUACAUGCGAUGCGGCAAUGAGAUUGUGCACUGUGACACAAGUCAACGGCCCUGCCCAAUGAUAUCAUAGGUAGAAAGUGGCACAUUAAAAUGUUUUUGUAUUAUGGGACCACUCGGUGGAAUUACAUAACAUAUAUUAUGGAGUAGAAGAAACUCGCACCACUUUUGUCUUCAGCUAGGGGCGAUAGUUAGUAGUGACUGACAAAAAUUACUACCUAUAUAAAUUGUAAUUGUAAUAUUGGUUGUUUUAUAUUUGUUUUAAAAAUAUGUAUUUUAAGUUUCGUUUAUGUUAUCCCACAAGGGAAGAGUAGUUGUGUAAGGAGGAGCAACUGUGUGAUCUACAAAUUGUUGUUUUUGGUUUGGGUACGCACCCACGAUACAGGAGAAAAUCCUAGUGUGGGGCAACGUUCUUUUUUUAAGUUUGAUUUCAAUUAUUAUUGAUUGAUUAAUUUUCGUUUUAGUUUUGUGUCUAGGAAAUAUUUUUAGUUUACGCGUUUUAUUUCUAAGUGUUAUAGUUAUGGUAAUAAAGAAGAUUUUACGAGUACAA
Spodoptera frugiperda (fall armyworm) is the source of this 4061-nucleotide messenger RNA. Its product is annotated as dynein axonemal intermediate chain 3-like. The record is from RefSeq and is a predicted model, not a curated record. Gene Ontology annotation, biological process: inner dynein arm assembly; cilium movement involved in cell motility. Gene Ontology annotation, cellular component: inner dynein arm. The transcript has a single exon. NCBI's taxonomy places the organism in Eukaryota, Metazoa, Arthropoda, Insecta, Lepidoptera, Noctuidae. Gene Ontology annotation, molecular function: dynein light chain binding; dynein heavy chain binding. Bases 86 to 3382 code for a protein of 1098 amino acids.